AUGAGAAUGUGCAUUGACUACAGGCAAUUGAACAAAGUAACAGUGAAGAACAAGUAUCCCCUGCCUCGUAUCGAUGAUUUGUUUGACCAGCUCCAGGGAGCAAGGGUAUUCUCCAAGAUUGAUCUCCGUUCAGGCUAUCACCAGCUGAAGAUCAGGGAUUCAGAUAUUGUGAAGACUACUUUCAGGACAAGAUAUGGGCACUAUGAGUUUCUGGUUAUGUCCUUCGGGCUGACUAAUGCCCCAGCCGCGUUCAUGCAUUUGAUGAACAGCGUAUUUCGGCCGUAUCUGGAUUCAUUUGUUAUUGUUUUUAUUGAUGAUAUACUAGAGUACUCGCGU
Nicotiana attenuata is the source of this 336-nucleotide messenger RNA. Its product is annotated as RNA-directed DNA polymerase homolog. The transcript has a single exon. The record is from RefSeq and is a predicted model, not a curated record. NCBI's taxonomy places the organism in Eukaryota, Viridiplantae, Streptophyta, Magnoliopsida, Solanales, Solanaceae. The annotation marks the transcript as partial.